This is a messenger RNA of Syngnathus typhle (broad-nosed pipefish), 2724 nucleotides long. It is a transcript of the gene cab39l, whose product is annotated as calcium binding protein 39-like. Gene Ontology annotation, biological process: intracellular signal transduction. Lineage: Eukaryota; Metazoa; Chordata; Actinopteri; Syngnathiformes; Syngnathidae. The transcript has 9 exons. The record is from RefSeq and is a predicted model, not a curated record. Bases 256 to 1260 code for a protein of 334 amino acids. Gene Ontology annotation, molecular function: protein serine/threonine kinase activator activity.
GGAAGUCGCGUGGUUUGCCCUUGCUAGCUCGACAAAGGGCUGGAACGUAACCAGAUGGAAUUUUGCGCUCCUUUCUUCACUGAUUCCUCUCGUUCUAAAUUGUUUGGCACACUUUUUAACUGGCGGCCCAGUGGACUAACAGCCCUGGUGUGAAAACCGAAGUCCACCAGAGCGGCUGUGAAGCGGGACCGAAGCGUUGUAAACGCUCAAACAUACAGAUUCUUUGCACUGACUGAAGGCGAGUGUGCAGACAUCAUGCCUCUGUUUGGUAAAUCCCACAAGACUCCGGUGGAACUCGUCAAGACCCUCAAGGAGUACUUGGCUGUGCUGGUUAAACAGGACAAGAAAACAGAAAAAGCAUCUGAGGAGGUGUCCAAGUGUCUGGUGUCCAUGAAGGAGAUUCUAUACGGGAGCAACGAUAAGGAGCCGCACACAGAGACGGUGGCCCAGUUGGCUCAGGAGCUCUACAACAGCGGCCUACUGAUCACGCUGGUAGAAAACCUGCAGGUCAUUGAUUUUGAGGGCAAGAAGGACGUGUGUCAAAUCUUUAACAACAUCUUAAGGAGGCAGAUCGGAACCAGGAGCCCCACUGUCGAGUACUUCUGCUCCCAUCAAGAAGUUCUCUUUAUUCUGUUGAAAGGGUACGAGGCACCCCAGGUGGCUCUCAACUGUGGGAUCAUGCUGAGGGAGUGCAUCCGCCACGAGCCGCUUGCCAAGGCUGUGCUGUAUUCGGAUUAUUUCCACACGUUCUUCGGCUAUGUGGAGAUGUCCACCUUCGACAUCGCCUCUGACGCCUUUGCCACCUUCAAGGAUCUCCUGACAAGGCACAAAGUACUUGUAGCAAAGUAUCUCGAAGAGAACUACGAUGCGGUGUUUACAAACUACGAGAAGCUUCUGCACUCUGAGAACUACGUCACCAAGAGGCAGUCGCUCAAGCUUCUGGGCGAGCUAUUGCUGGACCGACACAACUUUACGGUGAUGACGCGCUACAUCAGCAAGCCGGAAAAUCUCAAGAUGAUGAUGAACCUGCUAAGAGACAAGAGUGCCAACAUCCAGUUUGAGGCCUUCCAUGUCUUUAAGGUGUUUGUGGCCAAUCCAAACAAGACGCAGCCCAUCGUUGACAUCCUCCUCAAGAACCAGACCAAAUUGAUUGACUUCCUGAGCAAUUUCCAGAAGGACCGCACGGACGACGAGCAGUUCAACGACGAGAAAACCUACCUUAUCAAACAGAUCAGGGAUCUUAAGAAACCAGCAUCCUAGAGAAGCCCCUCUGCCCUCUAGUUCAACUGUUUAUCAAUAGGAACCUGUAGGGGGGGAAGAAAACAUGCUAUUUAAAAAGAUUUGUAUUUUUGCUUCACUAAAAAUGUGUGCAAGAAUAGUUCACUCACCUUUUGUAUAAUUUUUUUCAAUCAUUAGUAUGUAGCAGUGCCACGACUUACUUGAGUGGCAGCAUUUGAUUAGUUGAGUGGGCAACAUCAGCAGUUAAAAUACCUCUGAUGGCCCUGUGUUUGCUGGAGAGAACAUGCACCAUUUGCGUGUUGACAUAUUUUUCAAGUUUACCAAGUUCUUUUUGAAUGAUAUGGCUGGACAACAUUAGUCACCCCUCAACACUUAGUUGGUCAAACAAACAAGUUUGGUUACUGAGGUGACACCAAACUAAAAAAAUGCCCCGUGCAAAGGAUAUGUGUAAAAUCCUGCGGGCACCAUCCUUUUAAACGCACGUCAAAUGUUGCCAACAGUGAUCAUUCUUGAUUUUUCCUUUAAUUGGGCUAUCGCUCAUUCUAUUCAAGGCACCCCAUAGCACUUUCUGUAUUUGUAAUUGUAAGUCUGGGCUAAUCAAAUACUCUUGUAUUCUCUUAUACAACGGUGCACAGACCGAGUGAAAAGCUGUCUUUCUUUUGUUUCGGUCCGAUUCAGAUGUUGAGUGGAAGAUUCAGAAGUGCCAUUUUAGUUUGCGGUGUUUUUAUAUUUUGUUAACUUGUAUCUUUAAAGGAGGAGCUUAAUUGUUAAAAGGAUCUGCUCCUGACAGGAUUUUUAAUGUGAUUAUUCAUGAGCCGGUAUACAUCUGCAAAGUAGGGCGGCAUGGUGACACACUGGUUAGCACAUCCACUUCACAGUUCAGAGGUGCAGGGUAUAAUUCCAGUUCUGGCCUUCCUGUGUGGAAUUUGCAUUUUCUCGCCGGGGCAGCGUGAGUUUUCUCCGGGUACUACGGAUUCCCCCCACAUCCAAAAAAUUAAAUAACGAGAUGCCUAUUGAGCACUCCAAAUUGUCCGUAAGUGUGAUGGUGAGUGUGAAUGCUUGUUUGUCGAUGUGUGCGCGGUAAUUGGCUGGCGACCAGUUCAAGGUGUCUCCUGCCUACCACCCAAAGACUGUUGGGAUAGGAACACCCGCAACCCGCACGAAGGCGUAAGACGUUCAAAAGAUCAAAGAAUGAAAAGAAAACAAAUCUGCAAAGUUUUGUUCAUGCCCAAUAUCUUGAUAACUGGAGUGGAAAAUGUGACAACCAACAUAGACAACAAAAUGCUCAAAAUCAUUAAGCAUGAAACAGUAGGUUCAGAGACAAGAAUUUGCAUCACACGACACUUAAGCUUUAAUGAAACUAGUUUAUUUCCUAGUGCAAGUUUCACCAAGUCCCGCUUUCUGGAUCUUGAUGAUAGCUUUUCAUCUUGGACAACAGAGCUUAGUGUGUACUAUACUGAGAACGAAUAAAAGGAUUGAAACACA